AUGCCCGCAAGGAGAGGGAGAAAGAGAUCUGGAAGAAAAUAUGGAAGUCGUAACAAGAACUCUAUUCGUAUUCGUACUGGACGUAAUGCCAAGGAUAGUCUUGAAAAAGCCAAGGCUGUUGUUGCUCGUGAAAAAGUUCUUCCUGAACUUGAACCGAACUGUAUUUUCUCGUUUUUGAGGCUGCCAGCAGAAUUGAAGUGGCUCAUCUUUAACAACUUGAAAAAUUCGGAUGUGAUCAAACUUCGUCUAUUAUGCCGUCAAGUGAACGAAACGAUCAUCAAGUACUGGCAGUAUAAUCUCCGUAUUCUCAGGACAACGAUGGUUGAUUACACGGUGAGUACUCGCCGACCACCCUGGAGAUCAUGGUAUCCGGUCCGUGAAAUGAAUCAAUUGUCGUAUAGACUGCGUGGCGCGUAUUGGGCUACGAUUCCAUGCUUGUCGUUUCAUCGUAAAGUGAUCACAGAUAACCAUCUGGCGCUGCUAACCGAUGCUGUUCGCCAUUCCCAUGUGGCUAUCGCGAAACUCGAGUUCGGAGUGUGUGAGUUCAAGUGCAACGUGGAUCUGCUCACAGCAUUUUUCAAAGAGUGCAGAACCGAGAAAGUACUGUUCGUUGUGAAGCCGCACAUAAUGAAAUUUGUCGAUAAUCUAAGGAAAAUCGGAUAUUUUGGGCGUCAUUGUACGACGAUGGUGAUCAGGGACGACAUGUACCCGAUCAGCGCUUAUGGAGAAUUUUUCCCGAAUAAACUCAAAUUCUGA
Molecule: messenger RNA, 756 nt
Organism: Necator americanus (New World hookworm)
Lineage: Eukaryota; Metazoa; Nematoda; Chromadorea; Rhabditida; Ancylostomatidae
Exons: 5
Coding region: 1-756 (251 amino acids)
Molecular function (GO): protein binding
Source: RefSeq, a predicted model, not a curated record